AUGCAAAAAUUAGGGUUGCGACUCCAUCUGGGAGAGGCCAAGCGAGGAAGACGGGGCUUUCACCAUUAUGUAGUCAAGCCCGAGAGGGGCGGCUCUCUUUUUUGUGCUUCCCAUUUUUGCACAGUCCAUUCUUCUCCCAAAAAGGCCAACCCACAGAGGGAGUUGAACGGCGCUCCCUUCUGCGAAAGGAGACAAACCAGCAGCUUCUUCAGCAGAGCGAGAAACAACUGUUCCGUCGAUGGAAAAGGAAGAAAUGAAAUAUUUUUUGAAAAAAUGGAAAAAAAAAAUAGCAAGACGUUCCAUUUGACGAGGCAAAGUGUAUCCACUAAAAAAGCAACCACAGUCGAUUCUGCAAAUCGUGGACAAAUGAACGAAGCGGAAAAGGCGAAAAACGCGGAAGAAGAGACACUCCUCAACAAUGGGGGUGAAGACAAAAUGGCCAGUCGAAAGGGGAAAAACGAAAAUAGUGACCCACUCAUAGAUCUAGAACUGUCCGAAGUGUGGUCUAAAAAAACACUCCUUCUAAAUUUCAAAAAUAGUGUAUUCGAAAUAAUAUUAAACAGGCCAGAAAAACUAAACGCAAUUAACAAAGACAUGAUUAAUGGAUUGUUAAACAUUGUGAAAAGUUUAAACAACGACGAUAGGUGUAACAUUAUUGUGAUUAGAAGCAUCAACACGACCUGCUUCUGCUCAGGUUCUGAUGUCAAGGACAUUGUCCAAAAUAAAGAAAAAGGGAUGCAGCAUUUGAAGCAACUCUACAUGUAUAUUCACUAUUUGUCGAAAAUGAAAAAACCCAUUUUGUGCAUAUGGAAUGGUUAUGCUAUGGGAGGGGGGCUUGGAAUUUCCAUGUAUGCAAAAUUUAGGAUAAUAAAUAAGAAGGCCAUAUUUGCUAUGCCGGAAAAUAAAAUUGGCUUUUUCCCCGAUGUGAGUUGCUGCUACUUUUUUAAAAAAUAUUUUGGAAGGAAUAUUGGUCUUCAUCUAGGGUUGACUUCCCUACGAUUGAAUGAAGUCGAUUUAGUGAACUUUAAAAUUUGCAGCAACUAUGUCGAAGACGUGGAUGAACUGCUGAACGAUAUUUACAAAAUUGGGAAGACAAAGCAGGAUGAGUUUGAUACUAAACUCGCCAACGUUUUAGAUAAGUACCCACCCAAGGUCACUACAGACACGAAACCCGUACUUACUGAAGAACUGAUUAGCAACAUUGAAAAGUACUACAGUUCGGUUACUAGUCUAGACGAUCUUGUUAGCAGAUUGAAAAAGGACCAGGAUGACAACCCAUUUUGCCAACAAACCCUUGACGCUAUAAACCAGAACUGCUACUCCAGUUGUAACUUAUGGUUUGAAUAUUUCCUUUACAGUUAUGAUAAACCCUUGGAGGAGGUCCUAGACAACGAUUUUAAAAUUACACAACAUUUCAUGUAUCACACCGAUACGUUCGAGAAGGGCGUAACUGAGCUGCUUGUGAAGAAAAAUAAAUCCUUCAAGUGGAGCUCCUCGUGGGAGUGUGACGAUGUGCAAGUCGGUCCAAGCGUGGAAGACAUUCUAACAAACAACGGGAUGUUGUCCAUCCGUGGGGAAUUCACAUGA
Molecule: messenger RNA, 1587 nt
Organism: Plasmodium coatneyi
Lineage: Eukaryota; Apicomplexa; Aconoidasida; Haemosporida; Plasmodiidae
Product: 3-hydroxyisobutyryl-CoA hydrolase
Exons: 1
Coding region: 1-1587 (528 amino acids)
Biological process (GO): L-valine catabolic process
Molecular function (GO): 3-hydroxyisobutyryl-CoA hydrolase activity
Source: RefSeq, a predicted model, not a curated record